AUGGGAGCUAUAGAUCCGCUGCUGCCUGAUAAUAUUCGAUUUGUUACAUUUAAUGUCAAUGGAGUUAGGACAUUCUUCCACUAUGCACCUUUCUCAGAGAUGAGACAAUCACUGAGGAGUGUCUUUGACUGGUUUGAAUCUGAUGUUAUUACCUUCCAGGAACUGAAAACAGAGCCAUUGUCACUCAAUAAAUGGGGUAAGGUUGAUGGGUUCUAUUCAUUCAUAUCAAUACCACAGAAAAGAAAGGGUUAUUCAGGCGUUGGAUGUUGGGUAAGAAUACCGCCAAGGGACAGUCCAAAAUAUAAUGCUUUACAAGUUUUGAGAGCUGAGGAAGGAAUAACGGGUUACCUUGAAGUCAAGAACGGCAAACAAUCAGUAUCGUAUAGAGAUGAUUCAGAAAUCGGCAUAGGUGGUUAUAUCCCUGACGAUAGUCUUCCAGAUCAUAUAUCAACAUCUGAUGCAUUACAGCUUGAUUCGGAAGGUAGAUGUGUCAUAGUGGAACUUAAAUGCGGAAUUGUGGUUAUAUCUGUUUAUUGCCCCGCCAAUUCAACAUGUACUGACGAAGGAGAAGUAUUUAGAAUGAGAUAUUUGAAACUAUUGUUUGCAAGGAUUAGAAAUUUACAAAUGAUGGGUAAAAUGGUGGUUCUUAUGGGUGAUUUAAAUAUAUGCAGAGAUCUGAUAGAUCAUGCGGUGUCUUUAGAAGAAUAUCAUAUAUCAAUUGGUAACGAAUCAACUGGGACCCAGAUCGACGAAGAGUACAGAGAUUUUGCUAUCAAAUUCAUUGUCAACCCUGAGGUUCCUCACAGGUUACUUUUAAAUCAAAUAUUAGACGAUUCUAUGGUUCCUAAUACAGAUAACGAAUUUUGUCUAAUAGAUACAACCAGGAAAGUGCAAGGCAGAGAUAGACUAAAAAUGUAUACUGUGUGGAAUACAUUGAAAAAUACGCGGCCCAGCAAUUUUGGAUCUCGAAUAGAUUUUAUCUUAGUAAGUAAGGAUCUCGGUAAUAACAUUGAAAAGGCCGACAUACUACCAGACAUAAAUGGAUCCGAUCAUUGUCCUGUCUUCUGUGAUAUAAAUCUUAACAAUUUAACAUUAACAUCGAAUAUAUCAGUAGAGGAGAAAAUACCAAAAUUUGAAGCGAGAUACAGAUACAAUAUGACAAAUCGAAAUAUAUUUGAUAUGUUUGCCAAGAAAAGUGGAAAGAGCUCUUCUUCAAUUGGUAAUAAAUUAAAAUCUGAACCUAUCAAAGAUAAAGUUUCAAAACCUAUUCAUAAGAGAUCCGCAGAAGCAAUUACCGAUAAGAUGGGCACCACUCCUAAUCAAACGCCGAAAGAUAAAAUUGCCUUAUUUUUUCAAGGUUCCUUUGGCCCGCCUCCACUUUGUAAGCAUAAGCAGCAUGCUAUACUUAAAACUUCCAAGACAUCAAAUAAUCCAGGAAAAAAGUUUUGGACAUGUUCAAAGCCAAGAGGUCAUCAAAAUGAUGAAAACUCCUCAUGUGGUUUUUUUGAAUGGGCCUGA
Messenger RNA from Nakaseomyces glabratus, 1518 nucleotides. It is a transcript of the gene APN2, whose product is annotated as DNA-(apurinic or apyrimidinic site) lyase APN2. Gene Ontology annotation, molecular function: double-stranded DNA 3'-5' DNA exonuclease activity; phosphoric diester hydrolase activity; zinc ion binding. Gene Ontology annotation, biological process: base-excision repair. Lineage: Eukaryota; Fungi; Ascomycota; Saccharomycetes; Saccharomycetales; Saccharomycetaceae. The record is from RefSeq and is a predicted model, not a curated record. Gene Ontology annotation, cellular component: nucleus.